This is a messenger RNA of Ctenocephalides felis (cat flea), 2438 nucleotides long. RefSeq names its product sodium/hydrogen exchanger 9B2-like. Gene Ontology annotation, cellular component: membrane. The transcript has 14 exons. Gene Ontology annotation, molecular function: antiporter activity. Gene Ontology annotation, biological process: proton transmembrane transport. The record is from RefSeq and is a predicted model, not a curated record. Bases 1 to 2349 code for a protein of 782 amino acids. NCBI's taxonomy places the organism in Eukaryota, Metazoa, Arthropoda, Insecta, Siphonaptera, Pulicidae.
AUGUUUUAUAUAGCAAGUCUCUUAUGUCUUCGUCUAGUGAGAGUUCUAGUUCCAGCAGUCGUCCCCAGGGGCGAAUCCGCGCUUCUGCAAUGCCUCUUCGAUUUACAAGGCGAAACUUUGUAUUCUGUUAAAUGGUACAAGGACGACGAGGAGUUCUUCAGAUACGUCCCUGGUGCCAGUCCGGCCCUGCACAGUUACAGAGUCGAAGGGGUAAAAGUCGAGCACCACAAAUCCAGCAGCAAACAAGUUUUCUUAAGGGCAGUUACUUUGAAGACGAGUGGUCUUUAUCGGUGUGAGGUUUCUGCAGAGGCUCCUUCUUUUGCUUCAGUACAAGGCGAAGGUGUCAUCACAGUUGUCUAUUUACCUCGAGAAGGUCCAAGGAUUUUAGGAGGCCGAGACCGUUACGGUCUUGGUGAAGAACUACAACUAAACUGUACAUCAGGUCGAUCACAUCCACCAGCUAUUUUAAAGUGGUACAUCAACGACCAACUGGUGAGAGGUCCAGCCCUUUUGCACCAGCCAGUUCCAGCACAAUUAAGCAGCAAUUCUAUAAGUUCUUCGUAUUCCGAUAAAACUGGUCAGGUUUUGUCAGGUUUGUCCAGCUCCUGGUUGGGUUUGAAGUUUACUGUGCAGAGUGGGCAUUUUGCCAAGGGGGGAUCGAUGAGGGUUAAAUGUGUUGCCAGGUUGGCAGCCGGAGGAGGUGAGGAGCACAAUAUAGAAAGCAAUGUAGAUAAUUUACUAGACGAAAGAGUUUUAGACGAAUACGACAGAGGUUUGCAGAGUGAAAUGCAAUACAGGAUGCCACAAUUGUUGGAUCAUAGAGAAGCACUUUUAUUAGAUGUUCAAAAACGCAAUGUGGACAAUAUCGAUGUCGAAAAUCGAUCUUCAGGAAACAGAACGAAUCAUGAUCGAUGGAAAUCCAAAAUAUUUGCCAAAGGAUUUAGAAGGAUUCUUACCUUGACACUAAUUGUUAUCCUUUCCUGGCUAAUAUUAUUCUUCCUGGUUGGUUUCACGGCUGCACCAGGUGGCGACCUCUUUGGUUUAUUCAUUAUGACAUUAGUAGCACUUUUAGCAGGAAAACUGUGUAUAUUAUUCCGAAUGCCAGGACUUAUUGGAAUGCUUUUGGUCGGAAUCCUAUUCCAGAAUCUAAAAUGGGUAACAAUAGAAGGAACUCCUAACGCACCAGUCAUCGCCAAACUCCGCAAGAUGGCCCUGGUAGUUAUUUUAAGUCGAGCAGGUUUAGGAAUGGAUCCAGGUGCAUUCAGGAAACUUUAUGGUGCUAUUUUAAAAUUGGGGAUAGUCCCUUGGGCAGUGGAGUGGAUUGUGGUGACUCUUUUGGGACAUUACUGGUUGGAAAUGCCUUGGUUGUGGUCACUCAUGCUGGGUUGUCUUAUAGCAGCAGUUUCACCAGCUGUAAUUGUGCCAACGUUGUUCAGAUUGAGUGCACAGGGUUAUGGAGUCGAAAAGGGCAUUCCUACCUUAAUUGUGGCUGCUGCAGGCAUAGACGAUGCUACCAGCAUUUCUGUUUUUGGGAUACUGAGCAGUCUUUUGUUUUCAGAUGACUCAAUAGGUUACCAAAUUGCCCAAGUGCCAGUGUGUGUAAUCGGUGGGGCUGGUCUUGGUGCAGUUUGGGGAUUUUUGGCGAAGUAUUUUCCACAUCCUGAUGAUAAAAAUUUGGCUAGUUUGAGGAUUCUGAUGCUGCUUACUGGAGGUGUUACUUCGGUUUUUGGAGCUACUUAUGUAGGAUUUGAAGGAGCUGGUCCAUUAGCAGUUGUGACAGCAUCAUUUGUGAGCACUGUAUUUUACCAAAAGCAGGGUUGGAAUAUUAAAAAAAAUGCAGUGGUGGACUUUUUUGCAAUUUUGUGGGUCGGAUUUGAACCACUCCUGUUCUCUACAGCUGGUGCCCAAGUCAAGUUUUCAGAAUUGGAUACAUACAUAUUGUUAUGUGGUUUAGCAUGUUUAGUAAUUGGUGUGUUCAUGAGAGUGUCUUGCACAAGUCUGGUUAUGUUCAAUGAAAAUUUGAACAAGAAGGAAUUGGUUUUUGUGUCUUUGUCGUGGAUGGCAAAAGCCACUGUACAGGCUGCCCUUGGUCCAGUUGCCCUAAACCUUCUACCAGCCAGUUCGACAGCUGAUGAAAAACAUUAUGCAGAAAUUAUUUUGACAAUCAGCAUUUUAAGUAUCAUAGUAACAGCUCCUCUUGGAGCAAUAGUCAUAUCUUUAAGUGGUCCUAAAUUGCUGAGCAAACAGGAUCAUAGUGUGGGAGUUGGUGUGUUGAGUAAAAGUAAAAGAGACGAUUUGGAUAACUCGAAUUCUAAUGAUAAUAUUGCUUUUGAUAAUGGUCAUAGUUGAAUUAGAAAUAUAAACUAGAUCUAUGGGUAAAUUUACGUGCUAGAGUUAGUGGCGCACUCUAUGGAGUGCGGAAACGAUUAAAAUUUAAG